Molecule: messenger RNA, 309 nt
Organism: Lathyrus sativus (Indian pea)
Lineage: Eukaryota; Viridiplantae; Streptophyta; Magnoliopsida; Fabales; Fabaceae
Source: the annotation of a GenBank genome assembly
AUGGAUAGAGUCAAGGAUUUGGCAUCAAAGAAAGCUGCAGUUGUAUUCACAAAGAGUUCAUGCUACAUGUGUCACAGCAUAACACAGCUCUUCUAUGAGCUAGGAGCAAGCCCUGCAGUGCAUGACCUUGACAUUGAACCCUACGGUAGGGAAAUGGAAAGGGCUCUAAGGAGCCUUGGAUGUAACCCUUCAGUUCCAGCAGUGUUCAUUGGUGGAAAGUUUGUAGGGUCAUCAAAGGAUGUGAUUUCUCUUCAUGUUGAUGGUUCUCUCAAGCAAAUGCUCAUGGCUGCUAGGGCCAUUUGGUUCUAG